Messenger RNA from Aspergillus costaricaensis CBS 115574, 657 nucleotides. RefSeq lists its product as uncharacterized. Lineage: Eukaryota; Fungi; Ascomycota; Eurotiomycetes; Eurotiales; Aspergillaceae. Bases 36 to 425 code for a protein of 129 amino acids. The transcript has a single exon. The record is from RefSeq and is a predicted model, not a curated record.
CUGCCUUCAACCCUCAGCCAUAGGGGGUCUGGAAUAUGAUGAACGAUUCCUUCCCAUGUCUGUUGGUUGAAGCGUCUACAUUCACUGUAGAAGAUCGACUGCAGAAUGUUUGCAGCAUCAUUCAGCUGUUUAUUGUUUUCUGCCAUUUUUGUCUCGCUUUUUCUUUUCUCGUAGCACAACGAAAACCACACAGUGCGCUUCUAGCCUUUUCAAUGGCGAAGAGGCAUACUUUUUUUCAAGUUCGUUCAGUGGAAGAUCAAAACCAAACAGUUUUUAGCAGAGCUGCGUCUACUCCACCCUGGUGUUCGCUUUUAUCGGACGGCAGGACUAUUUUUACGACGGACAUCCUGAGUUUAUCUCUACCUUUUUUAUUUGUAGCUGUGCAUAUGUGGUGUGCGGUACGUAGAUCUGGCAGACCAGAAUAGGUGUUUCUUCGUUUGUACGGAAAGCAUUCCGAUGAAGGAGUGGACAAGUUCCGGUGCUACUGAAACGGGUGCUUUGCGCCCUGUGGAAGUACGAGCCAGUUAAGGCCCCUUGCUUCUGGUCGCUCCUCGUCCUACCUGUCUGGGGAUGAUCGUUGCUGCAGCUCUGAGAUCAAUCAAAGAGGAGCUGAAGCUAUGGUUGAUGACCGGACAUGCUAUUUUUUGCGGUCGCCAA